UCCAUAUGAGUGACGUGUGACGGACGUGUAUUUUAGUUUCGUUUUGUAUUUUACGGCAAAACCAAAGCUAUUUUCCGACUUCAAUGUUUGUUAUUUAUUAAUAUCACCCGGCUCUAUAGUGUUCUCGUGCUAGAUAAGAAAUCGCUUUAACAAAGAUAAGUUUAGUUUACCGCUCGAAAUCAAUUCAGUUCUCUAAAUUCUUCAUAGUGUUUUGAAUAUGUGCGGCACAGAUAAAAAGCUCGGGGAAAUCCGUGCCUUGAUCCUUGUUGGUGGAUAUGGGACUCGGUUAAGGCCGCUAACUUUGAGCCGGCCUAAGCCUCUGGUGGAGUUUGCCAACAAACCAAUUCUAAUGCAUCAAAUAGAAGCCUUAGUUGAGGCUGGAGUUACUCAGGUGAUACUAGCAGUCUCAUACAGGGCUGAAGAUAUGGAAAAAGAAUUGAUCGAGCAGGUGUCAAAGCUUGGCAUAUCCUUGACAUUCUCACAUGAAACUGAGCCUCUCGGCACUGCAGGACCUUUGGCUCUGGCCCGAGAGCUGCUCAGCACAAGCCCUGAACCGUUCUUCGUACUGAAUUCAGACGUCAUCUGUGAUUUCCCGUUCAAAGAACUAGCGAAGUACCACAGAAGUCAUGGAAAGGAGGGCACAAUAGUAGUCACAAAGGUAGAAGAGCCAUCAAAGUAUGGUGUGGUGUGCUAUAAAGACAGUGGCGAAAUUGAAAGCUUUGUGGAAAAGCCACAGGAGUUUAUUUCCAACAAAAUCAAUGCUGGAAUGUACAUCCUAAACCCAUCAGUGCUAAGUAGAAUAGAGUUACGGCCGAUGUCAAUAGAGAAGGAGGUCUUCCCGUUCAUGGCAAAGGAUGGACAGUUGCACGCCAUGGAGCUGCAGGGCUUCUGGAUGGAUGUCGGACAACCCAAAGACUUUUUAACAGGCAUGUGUCUAUACCUGACGAGCCUUCGGCAAAAGAACUCCAACAAGCUUUAUGAUGGACCUGGUGUUGUUGGGAACGUCCUCAUUGACCCCACAGCCACCAUCGGGAAGGGAUGCCGGAUAGGACCCAAUGUCACUAUUGGACCAGACGUGAUUGUGGAGGACGGAGCCUGCAUAAAACGCAGCACGAUCCUCCGCGGCGCGUGCGUCAGACAACACGCGUGGUUAGACGGCUGCAUAGUGGGAUGGCGCUCCGUGGUCGGACGCUGGGUGCGAAUGGAGAACACGACGGUGCUCGGGGAAGACGUCAUCGUGAAGGACGAGCUAUACGUCAACGGCGGACAAGUGCUGCCUCACAAGUCCAUCGCUCUGUCCGUGCCCGAGCCGCAAAUUAUCAUGUGAGGGUAGACGGAGUGUAUCAGUGAAUGGGACUGUUGGAAGACGAAUGCAAUAAUUUUAUUAUAUGAAGAAGUUUUGCCAGAAUUCAGUGAUUCCAA
This is a messenger RNA of Ostrinia furnacalis (Asian corn borer), 1422 nucleotides long. RefSeq names its product GDP-mannose pyrophosphorylase B (gene Gmppb). Gene Ontology annotation, molecular function: GTP binding; mannose-1-phosphate guanylyltransferase (GTP) activity. The coding region runs from base 218 to 1327 and encodes 369 amino acids. Lineage: Eukaryota; Metazoa; Arthropoda; Insecta; Lepidoptera; Crambidae. The record is from RefSeq and is a predicted model, not a curated record. The transcript has 6 exons. Gene Ontology annotation, biological process: GDP-mannose biosynthetic process.